This is a messenger RNA of Neopsephotus bourkii (Bourke's parrot), 1897 nucleotides long. RefSeq names its product differentially expressed in FDCP 8 homolog (gene DEF8). The transcript has 11 exons. The coding region runs from base 62 to 1390 and encodes 442 amino acids. The record is from RefSeq and is a predicted model, not a curated record. Lineage: Eukaryota; Metazoa; Chordata; Aves; Psittaciformes; Psittacidae.
UCCGCGGCGCCGCUGCCGGUGAGGGUGCGUGGCUGAGGCGGCGGCCGCGUCCCGCAGGGCCAUGGCGUACGACGAGCGGCUGGCCCGCUUCCGCCAGGCGCACCUCAACCCCUUCGACAAGGCCUCCGAGCCGCCGCCGCCGGAGCGGCCCGACGGGGGGGACCCGGACCCAGGCCAGCGGCUGGACCCGUCUUCGGGGGACCCCGAGAGCGCCCUGGACCUGGGCCUGGCCGAGGACCACUUCUCCCGCCCCGUGGGCCUGAUCCUGGCGUCGGACGUGCAUCAGCUGCGCCAGGCCAUCGAGGAGUGCAAGCGGGUGAUCCUGGCGCUGCCUGAGCACUCGGAGCAGCAGAAGGACGCCGUGGUGCGGCUCAUCCACCUCCGCCUCAAGCUGCAGGAGCUGAAGGACCCCGGCGAGGAUGAGCCCAACAUCCGGGUGGUGCUGGAGCAUCGCUUCUACAAGGAGAAGAGCAAGAGCGUGAAGCAGAUGUGUGACAAGUGCAGCACCAUCAUCUGGGGCCUCAUCCAGACCUGGUACACCUGCACAGGCUGCUACUACCGGUGCCAUAGCAAGUGCCUGCCGCUGGUGAGCAAGCCCUGUGUGCGGGCCAAGGUCAGCCAUCAGGCCGAGUACCAGCUCAGCAUCUGCCCCGAGAGCGGGCUGGACAGCCAGGACUACCGCUGCGCCGAGUGCCGGGCCCCCGUCUCCCUCCGGGGGGUGCCCAGCGAGGCCCGGCAGUGCGACUACACCGGCCUCUACUACUGCAGCAGCUGCCACUGGAACGACCUGGCCGUUGUGCCCGCCCGCGCCAUCCACAACUGGGACUUCGAGCCCCGCAAGGUGUCGCGCUGCAGCAUGAGGUACCUGGCGCUGAUGGUGUCACGGCCUGUGCUGAAGCUGCGGGAGAUCAACCCACUGCUCUUCAACUACGUGGAGGAGCUGGUGGAGAUCAGGAAGCUGCGCCAGGACAUCCUGCUCAUGAAGCCCUACUUCAUCACCUGCAAGGAGGCGAUGGAGGCACGACUGCUGCUGCAGCUGCAGGACCGGCAGCACUUUGUGGAGAACGACGAGAUGUACUCGCUGCAGGACCUCAUUGACAUCGAGGCCGGGCGCCUGAGCUGCUCCCUCACUGAGAUACACACCCUCUUUGCCAAGCACAUCAAGCUGGACUGCGAGCGCUGCCAGGCCAAAGGGUUCGUCUGUGAGCUCUGCAAGGAGGGCGACGUCCUCUUCCCCUUCGACAGCCACACCUCGGUCUGCACUGACUGCUCCGCCGUCUUUCACAGGGACUGCUACUACGACAACUCCACCACCUGCCCCAAGUGCGCGCGGCUGAGCCUGCGCAAGCAGUCCCUCUUCCAGGACUCCACCAUGGAGGCAGAGCCCUGAUGGGGGGAGCUGGGCCCCACGGCCACCCCAUGGCACCCUGAGACAGACAUAGGCACCCCCCAGGUGCUUGGGCGCCAGGGUGGCUCCUGGCUCCAGGACCCUCUGCCUGUGGGGACAGCAGCGCUGGGGGCCCUGAGGGAUGAGAGGGGAUGGGGUGUGGGGGGGUCACUGCAGACCCCAGCUGCCCCUCAGAGGGGGAAACAGGACCCCAUUGGUGACCCACAGCAGCUCCCAGCACUGAUCCCACCCACAGCAGAAGUGCCUGGAGCUCAGGGGCAGGGGCGGGUGCAGGCAAGGCGGGGGUCCUGUGUUAUGGGACAGUGUUACUGGCAGAGCCAGAGCCGCCGCUGCACCACGACCAGCCUGAGCCGAGCUCCCACGGGCUGGGCAGGGCGGCGGGAGCCAAGGGAAGCCCUCUUCCACGGACACACGUUACUGGGAUAGCACUGCUAAGUCGGGGACAACACCCGGGUUUCCUGUAGCAUCAACGAGCCUCUGUUCAACACA